Molecule: messenger RNA, 813 nt
Organism: Penicillium vulpinum
Lineage: Eukaryota; Fungi; Ascomycota; Eurotiomycetes; Eurotiales; Aspergillaceae
Product: A4/G1 family peptidase
Exons: 1
Coding region: 1-813 (270 amino acids)
Biological process (GO): proteolysis
Molecular function (GO): glutamic-type endopeptidase activity
Source: RefSeq, a predicted model, not a curated record
AUGAAGUUCGCGGCUACCAUUCUCAGCGCAGCGUUGCUCACAACGUCUGCCAUUGCAGCUCCUCUGACCGAGAGCCGUGCAGCUCGCAAUGUUGCCCGAGCUGCCGGCCGGGCUGACCGUAUCAGUCGUCCGGCUUAUAAGCCAGACACCAAGGAGCUCCUCAUUCAGAAUGGAACAGUCCACGAGGAGUACAGCUCCAACUGGGCCGGUGCCGUGCUUAUUGGCACUGGAUAUACCUCUGUCACUGGACGGUUCACCGUCCCUACCCCCAAGCUUCCCACUGGUGGCUCGUCUAGCAAGCAGUACUGCGCCUCCGCCUGGGUCGGUAUCGACGGUGAUACCUGCAGCACCGCCAUCCUCCAAACUGGAGUUGAUUUCUGCAUCCAAGCAGGCAAGGUUACAUACGAUGCCUGGUACGAGUGGUAUCCGGAUUAUGCCUACGACUUCACCGGCCUCACAAUCGCCGCUGGAGAUGUGAUUGAGGUCACUGUGACCGCCAGCUCCCUUACUGCCGGCACUGCCGUCGUUGAGAACGUCACCAAGGGCAAAUCUGUCACCCACACUUUCACCGGUGGAGUUGAUGGAGACCUCUGCGAGUACAAUGCUGAAUGGAUCGUCGAGGACUUCGAGAGCGGCGGAGCCCUGGUUCCCUUUGUCAACUUCGGAACUGUCACCUUCUCAAACGCGCAGGCCACAACUGGCGGCAAGGUUGUUGGACCAUCCGGAGCUACUCUCAUGGAUAUCAAGCAGAGCAACGCCGUUUUGACCUCAUCUUCUCUCACUAGCACUGGUGUUACUGUGAGCUAUGUCUAA